UGUUUUAACCGGUUACAGCUAGACCAGUGGUGCCUUGUUUUGUUACACGCAUGUGACGAGCCAGAUCAACAAACAAAAAAAUAUAUAUGGUCUAGUGCAAAUGAGCUAGCCCUCUCAGGCUACGUUAUUCACUGUGGACAAGAGUGUCAAGAGGCCUAAUAGCACGGACUCACGGAACGGCCAUUUCCCACGUGCCAUAGUUUGAGAAUCACUUAUCUAGACACUAGUAGCCACAAAUCAAAAUAUUAAAAUCUCUUAAACGAGCUUCCUUUCUGUCUAGCGGGAAUUUCCGAAAUCCUUUUAAGUGUAAUGAACAGUAGGCCAUUGAUGACAAUAAAAUUUCCGUUUGCUGUGCGACUUUUGACUUUCAGUGUGUUUCAUUUCUUCUAAUUCCCAAUCCCAUUCAAGCUAAGGGUUCCGUGAAAAUUGUCUAAUUAAAUUACGGAAAAGAACGCUUAGAUUUAAAGAAGUUUUGUUUCAACAGUUAUAUACUAUAAACUUUUAUUGUAUUUAUUGAUGGAUACAUUCAACAUGUAGGCACCUGUAGCUAUACCGCUGAUAUUACAUUAAAUGCUUAUCUUUAUUGUCAGGUAGUGGAGUUUCAUUGUACUAUGCUUUACAAAGCGCGUGUAGAUCAUUUAACACUCAACUUAUGGAGCACAAACAUCAACACGUUUGCCAAGCAUCCGGGGCAUACGACAGUUAUAUUGCUGCCAACCUUGAGUAUUUGAAAGCCAAGUGUUCUAAGCUAACUAACUGCAUUGAUAGACUUGUAGAGGGAGAGAACCCACUUCACAUACUAAGCGGACAGGGUGUCAGCCUAAACAGAACCUGUGGACUUAUCUAUAAGACUGUAAAUGGAAGCUACACAUCACUAUUUGGACAAUGUCCGGAAACAGAAAGAGAAGAAAUUCGCUCAGAACUAGAGACACACAUUGACCUUCAACUGAGAGGUAACAAGACAUGGGGGAGUCUGAAGAGGUGCCUGGCUAACACUGCUAGUGCUGAUGGAAUGUCAAAUCUGGAGCAAAUAUGUUUGAAGGCCAGAAACAAAACAGAAUUUUGUGGUGGAUUCAGUCACACCGUAGUGGAGAAAUUUCUCAAUACAGAAAUGAGAGACACGCAGUGCGUAUGUCAAGAGUCAUUCAAAUCAGAUGAGUUGCCAACUGCGGUAAUUGCUGGAAUUGGAGUCGGAUGUUUUGUUGCUGUUAUAGCCAUUUUUCUCGCUGUCUUUUUUGUCUGUACGCAUAAAUUAAACAGAAAGAAAACGGGCAAUCGUGUGACCUACACUCAUGGUCCUGAUGCUCAAGUUUGUAUAAAAGGUUUGAAUGCUACAUCUCCAGUUGACAACACAUUGUCAGUUUCUACUAGAUAUAAUCCCCGUCUGAUGCCAAGGGAAGAUGUCACAGUGAUGACCUGGGUGAAAUACAGACCUGUCCCGCCUAUUCCAGGCCAAACGUCUAAUCCAGACUUGGAGUACCCACCUCGUUAUAGUCAAUGUGAAUUAGAUGCGGCAGACGACCCUUACUUUGAGCCCAUCCCAGAGCCUACUGGGGAAGCGCUUGACAAGGAAUACCCCAGGAGACUCAGCUUAACGAGUAGUCAAUCUUUGCAAUAUGUAGAUCCUAUCUCAAGUCUUAGAACAGAAGCAGAGCCAUCUACGCCGCCAGACAUGUCUUUCAGGCCUGUUCCGGCCAAGAGAAGUAAAAUAACAGAGAAGAAAAUAGAAUCCCAAUAUUUUGAAAUAGAAUCUGAGCCCACGUUGGACAAUAUUUCAGAGACGGAGCUAACAACAAAGAAUUAGAACUUGAAGUUGAUAGAACUAUUGAUGCAGAAAAAAGAACCGACGAACUAAAAACACAUAGAGAGUAGAACAAAUAUUCAAAUAAGAGCGGGACAUCCUAGCAUUAACAGUAAAUGUUAAAUAGACAGAGAAAAAAAUAACUAAAAUGUAUUUAGGACCAUGCAUCAAUAUAUAUCUGGUCGAGAUCAGAUUUCUAUAAUAUUACUUUCAUAUUUACCCUGUUUAUGUAUUAUUGUAAAAUAGGUUUUAAUGUUAUUAAUAAAUAUUUUUAAAGCU
This is a messenger RNA of Biomphalaria glabrata, 2080 nucleotides long. RefSeq lists its product as uncharacterized. NCBI's taxonomy places the organism in Eukaryota, Metazoa, Mollusca, Gastropoda, Planorbidae. The coding region runs from base 653 to 1804 and encodes 383 amino acids. The record is from RefSeq and is a predicted model, not a curated record. The transcript is spliced from 8 exons.